UCGUGAGGUUGUCGUGAGUGGUUCGUUCGUUGUUGUGUCUUCAUCAAUCAGCCAGCAGGCGCCAUUAUAGUCAAAGUGAGGCGUCGCUUGGUUUGCGAAAAUCUUACGCACACCAGUGCUUACGAUAAUCUGGGCAUAGUUCAGUGUUGUUAUUUACAUUUGUGAACAGUCUUUCACAAAGAUGCACACCAGAAGUAGAAAUAGUCAGAGUUAUUCUACCGCAAGAGGACCAUCUGGAAAUUCGAAUACAGGACCGGGAUUUCAAAGUACAGCGUAUCAAACACAAGGAAAUUUCCAACCGACUCAGAUGUCUGGGCCCAAUCAGCUUGGGACCUACAAGAGUGUACCUCCACUAAAUGUAUCACAGUUCAAAUCCAAUGGUCCGCAAUUGCUACAACAGCUUCAACAACAAAACAGAUUGCUGCCAGUUCCAAAAACUCCGCCCAUUCUGCAGCAAUCUUCGAAUUCUGGUGGACAAUCGUUACAACAGACCACCCCGGCUACACAGGCACCACGUUUAAAACCAAUUCUCAAGCAAACAACAGCUUUCGUACCAGCUGUGAGUAGUGUUCCUGCUGCCACAAACCCUGCUACUGCUACACCUCAAGUAACAUCCCCUACACCACCUACAAACAAUGUUGAAUCAAAGGUGAUGGAAGAAAAAGAGAUCAUCGAGGUUGAGAAUCAAGAACAGCCGAAAUGGAAACGAAACAGGGUACCUGGUUACAAGGUGAAUAAGAAGCUGAAGCGACUGAGGAUGAAUCAACGACUCAGGAGAGCAUUGCAGCCCAAGAAUGCAAUCAUGGUUUUGAACGAAAUGAAAACUGGAGUACAAUUCACUUUUCCAGAAUCACAAGCUGCUAUGCCUAACUCCUUAUUUGUCGUCCAUGCUGAGAUCGAUGGAAAGACAUAUGUCGGUCAAGGAUUGUCCAAACCACUUGCGCGUCAGAAUGCAGCAGAAAAUGCAUUGAAAUGUUUGCUUCUUGAGAAAAUGACGACAGCAUCGAGUAAGGCACGCAUUGAUGCAGAAUUGGACGGACAAUCAGCAAUACAGGAAGAUUUGUCACAGAGCGUAUCUGCUAAAGAGGAAGGUUCUGAAGUGACCGCUGUACCCUCGUCAGAACAAGCUUCUGACGAACCAGAUGAAGUCCCAUGGAGUUCCCUAGCCAGUUUUGCGCUCUAUAAACUUUUCUUAGAGUGGCAAAAUCAAGGGACUGUUGUUCCAGUUCCUAGACCAGGCGUUUCCCCUGGACGUGCUAAAAAGGAACCAAAAGCGCCAAUUCAGAAAGAUUUACCACCAAAUGCCAUUAACAUUCAUCCGGUUAUGUUGCUCAACCAAAUGAAACCUGGUUUGGCCUAUGUUGAAGUGAAUCGUGUCGGUAAUCCGCCAAACACCAUGUUCACCUUGGCUGUAGAAAUCGAUGGAAUUGACUACAACGGUACAGCAAAGAAUAAAAAGGACGCCAAAAAAAUGGCGGCCAAAACAGCCUUAACUGCACUGUAUGGCUUGGUUUAUCCUGAAGAAGCUAGUAUGGAUCAUACCGAGGAUAUAAUGAUGUGUUAAAUCAUUAUUGUGAAGACGAUUCUCGUUGUGAAGAAUGACGAUGGUUCCGUGAAAUUUUCCGAGUUUGUUCGUAGUUCAUCUCUGUUUUUACUAACAAGUUUGCAGAAACUAUUGGAAGUCU
Athalia rosae (coleseed sawfly) is the source of this 1685-nucleotide messenger RNA. RefSeq names its product interleukin enhancer-binding factor 3-like. Gene Ontology annotation, cellular component: nucleolus; cytoplasm. Lineage: Eukaryota; Metazoa; Arthropoda; Insecta; Hymenoptera; Athaliidae. Gene Ontology annotation, molecular function: double-stranded RNA binding; double-stranded RNA adenosine deaminase activity; tRNA-specific adenosine deaminase activity. The record is from RefSeq and is a predicted model, not a curated record. The transcript has 6 exons. Gene Ontology annotation, biological process: RNA processing; adenosine to inosine editing. Bases 182 to 1564 code for a protein of 460 amino acids.